CGAAGCUUCGAAGGUGACUGAGGUUGCUCCAUUACACUCAAAUCCAGAAGCCAGAGAGCUGGAAAUUUAAAGUGAAUCGGGUUCAUAUUCUUAUGGUAUGAUGCGAGAUUGAAUAUUUGCACAACAAGACAAAAUUCACUGGCCGGGAAGUUCAACUUCAUGCUUUGGAAUACCCGCCGACAUUUGUUGCUUGUUCCGCUUUUCAUUGUCGUUGAAUGGUUUGUUUGGAUUAGAUUACCUAACUUGUAGAUUUGGGAAGUUUUUCUCUUAUGCAUGUUUCGUACUCCUUAGUUCUAUUGUAUAACCAAUUUGGUAAUUCUUGAUUUUUUUUUUCUUUUUUUUUUCGAUGUGAUGUGAUUGGUGGGGUUGAUCGUUUUAGUUAGAAUUUGAUGUUUUGGAGGAUUGUGGUUGUUUGGGUGCAAAAAUUUUCUUAUAAAGGCCGAAGCUUGGAUGAGAUUUUCAACUAAGAUUUGUGGGUAUUCAAGAUCUUUAGUUGAUAGCUCCCACCAUUUGUACUUGCCUUUGUCAGUGUCAUUUGGAUCAAAGAUGUCUGGAACCAGUGAAGCAUAUUCAAACGGUUCUCUCCAAAAUGUAAACGGUGGUUUAGAAGAGAAGCUUGAUGAGCUUCGUCAGCUAAUGGGGAAAGUGGAUGGUGAUCCAUUGAGAAUAGUUGGUGUUGGAGCUGGUGCUUGGGGUAGUGUAUUUACAGCUAUGUUGCAAGAGGCUUAUGGUGGUUUAAGAGAAAAGGUUCUAAUUAGGAUAUGGAGAAGACCUGGCAGAACUGUUGAUAGGGCCACUGCUAAGCACUUAUUUGAGGUUAUCAAUUCAAGGGAAGAUGUACUGAGGAGGCUGAUUAGGCGAUGUGCAUAUUUGAAAUAUGUUGAGGGAAGAUUAGGUGAUCGGGUCCUUCAUGCAGAUGAGAUUUUGAAAGAUGGGUUUUGCUUGAAUAUGAUUGAUACCCCUCUUUGCCCUCUUAAGGUUGUGACAAACUUGCAGGAGGCUGUUUGGGAUGCUGACAUUGUUAUUAAUGGUUUGCCAUCAACAGAAACCCGUGAGGUAUUCGAGGAAAUUAGCAAGUACUGGAAAGAGAGAAUCACAGUUCCUGUCAUUAUUUCCUUGGCAAAGGGUGUGGAGGCUGAAUUGGGUCCUGAGCCGCGAAUAAUAACUCCCACUCUAAUGAUCAAUCGAGCGACUGGAGUCCCCAUUGAGAACAUACUUUAUCUUGGAGGUCCUAACAUUGCCUCGGAGAUUUACAACAAGGAAUAUGCAAAUGCUCGGAUAUGUGGAGCAGAAAAAUGGAGGAAACCAUUGGCAAAGUUUUUGAGACAGACCCACUUUAUAGUGUGGGAUAAUGGUGACCUUGUUACUCAUGAAGUUAUGGGUGGUUUAAAGAAUGUAUAUGCUAUUGGAGCAGGAAUGGUUGCUGCUUUAACAAAUGAAAGUGCCACCAGCAAAUCAGUGUACUUUGCUCACUGUACAUCAGAGAUGAUUUUUAUCACUCAUCUAUUGGCAGAAGAACCAGAGAAACUUGCAGGGCCUCUCUUGGCUGAUACUUAUGUAACCUUGUUGAAAGGUCGUAAUGCGUGGUAUGGACAAAAUUUGGCCAAAGGGGAAUUGAACCUUGAAAUGGGUGACAGCAUCAAGGGCAAGGGAAUGAUUCAGGGAGUAUCUGCAGUUAAAGCUUUCUAUGAGCUACUUAGUCAGUCCAGCUUAAAUGUCCUAAAUCCUGAAGAAAACAAGCUUGUGGCCCCAGUGGAGCUUUGUCCUAUCUUGAAGAUGUUAUAUAAAAUACUAAUAAUUAGGGAAUGUCCAGUACAGGCCAUUCUUCAAGCAUUGCGAGAUGAGACCAUGAAUGAUCCACGUGACCGCAUUGAGAUUGCUCAAAGUCAUGUAUUUUACAGGCCAUCUCUUCUUGGUCAGCAACCAUAGAAUCCUAGUCUCGUAUGGGUUUGGCAGUUUAAUUUUGAGAAUUGGUGAAUGUAAAUCUCAGUAUCUUUGUGCUGCUCCA
Gastrolobium bilobum is the source of this 2008-nucleotide messenger RNA. RefSeq names its product probable glycerol-3-phosphate dehydrogenase [NAD(+)] 1, cytosolic. The coding region runs from base 451 to 1929 and encodes 492 amino acids. Gene Ontology annotation, molecular function: NAD binding; glycerol-3-phosphate dehydrogenase [NAD(P)+] activity. Gene Ontology annotation, cellular component: glycerol-3-phosphate dehydrogenase (FAD) complex; cytosol. The record is from RefSeq and is a predicted model, not a curated record. Lineage: Eukaryota; Viridiplantae; Streptophyta; Magnoliopsida; Fabales; Fabaceae. Gene Ontology annotation, biological process: carbohydrate metabolic process; glycerol-3-phosphate catabolic process. The transcript has 5 exons.